Molecule: messenger RNA, 916 nt
Organism: Drosophila biarmipes
Lineage: Eukaryota; Metazoa; Arthropoda; Insecta; Diptera; Drosophilidae
Exons: 2
Coding region: 23-877 (284 amino acids)
Biological process (GO): phosphatidylinositol phosphate biosynthetic process; inositol metabolic process; signal transduction
Molecular function (GO): inositol monophosphate 1-phosphatase activity
Source: RefSeq, a predicted model, not a curated record
CACAGAGAAGUAAAGAGCAGAGAUGGCAGCCAGCAAGUUGCAGAUCGAAGAGCUCUACGAGUUCAUACAUCCCCUGGCCGUAAGAGCUGGCGAAAUCCUGCUGGAGGGCUAUCAAAAUGCCGGAAAGAAGGUGGACCUCAAGGAUGGAGAGUUCUUCAAUGUAGUGACUGCCUAUGACAACCAGAUCGAAGAGUUCCUCAUGGAGAAGAUACUGGCCACCUAUCCGGAUCACAAGUUUAUUGGCGAGGAGGAUACCCACAAAAACAACAAUGUCACCAAAGAGCUGACAGACGCUCCCACCUGGAUCAUAGAUCCCAUCGAUGGCACCUCCAACUUCAUCAAACAAAUUCCCCACGUCUCUGUUUCAAUUGGAUUGUCUAUUCGGAAACAGAUUGUCCUGGGUGUGGUCAAUAAUCCUGCCCAGAGCAAGCUGUAUACGGCCAAAUUGGGUCAGGGAGCCUUCUGCAAUGGCAAACCCAUCCAGGUGAGCAGCUGUAAACACCUCAAUGAUGCCAAUGUGGCCUAUGAGGUUUGCUUGCUGCACGCUCCCAAGAUCCGGAACAAACACAUCAAGAGAAUCUAUCAUGUGGGAUCCAAUGCCAGGAGACUGCUGGCCUAUUCAGCUGUGGUGGAUUCCCUUUGCAUGGUGGCCGCUGGCAAUUUGGAUGCCUUCCACAUCGAGGACAUGUAUCCGUGGGACUGUGCAGCUGGUUACUUGCUCAUCCGCGAGGCUGGUGGCGUGGUCACCCACCCGUAUGGUGGGCCCUUCGAUAUCAUGAAGCCUGAUUUGAUCUGCGCCGGGACGGAAACCCUGAGAGCCGAGAUAGAGCAACUCAUUCGGAGGGCUGAUCAGGAGAAGCAUGUGGGAGGGGAUUGAGUUGGUAAAUAAAAAGAGCUUUUGUAAACAAGAAUACAA